AUGUCCCAAACAAGACAAAUCGCUCCAUCGACGACGGUGGAAACUGUGCCCCAACGCGGCGGUGAAGGGUCGAACCUUGUGUUGAGGUUAAAUGACCCGGGCCCUUCGACACAAGAAGCCACCGAUCAAAACCACCACGUUCGUUGGGCCACCGACACUGUCGACAACGAGGGAAUGGGGAAAAAGAAGAGCAAAUGCUGCUGCAUCUACAAGAAACCAAAGAAGUGGGACGAGAGCGAUACUGAAAGUGAUUCGGAUAACGAGACCGAGCAUUGUCGUGGACACGUCGAAAAGCGAAGCGGCGGUGGAUGUGGAGGCGAUAAAUGCUCUUGU
Messenger RNA from Mesorhabditis belari, 333 nucleotides. The record is from the annotation of a GenBank genome assembly. Lineage: Eukaryota; Metazoa; Nematoda; Chromadorea; Rhabditida; Rhabditidae.